AUGAUCGGGAUUCCUUUUAUUUGUCUCGAUAUUAUUUGGGAGUUCGCAGUGUGGGCAGUAGCUUUGAUGCUUUAUAUUACAUCUACAGCUUUGGGUACAAUUCUUCGAAAAGAUAUAUUCCAUUACAUGGUGUUUUGGAUAGUAUACUAUAUUGUUACUUUCGCUGUUGCUAUAACGUUUGGUCUUCUUGUCCACUUUAAGAUAAUAAAGGUGAGCUCAUACAUCAAAUAUUGUAGGAAAUGUUUAAACUUCUCUCAUGCUGAUAAAAUUUUUCCUCAAAAGUGA
Messenger RNA from Heterobilharzia americana, 285 nucleotides. The record is from the annotation of a GenBank genome assembly. NCBI's taxonomy places the organism in Eukaryota, Metazoa, Platyhelminthes, Trematoda, Strigeidida, Schistosomatidae.